Molecule: messenger RNA, 1563 nt
Organism: Ectocarpus sp. CCAP 1310/34
Lineage: Eukaryota; Phaeophyceae; Ectocarpales; Ectocarpaceae
Source: the annotation of a GenBank genome assembly
AGAAGUUGUCAUGGUGGGCCAUUUCAACUCCACAGUAGGGAAAGCUUCCAGUAGCGGACAGGCGAUCCGGCAGCACGGAAAAGACAAAGUGAAUGACAACGGAGUGAGGAUGCUUGAAUUCUUGGGAAGCAACGAACUGAUUGUGUUGAACGGUAGGAAGGAAUGCGAUAAGUCGGAGUUCACCAGGCACAGGGCAGUUUGCAAUGAAUACUCGAUCCUCGACUACAUCCUGGUAGAUUGGGGGAGCGCACAGAUCCCAGAGCUGCAAGUGAAGGGACUAGUGAGAAAGAAGAAAAAGUGUAUUUGGGACGAAGUAGUGCAGAAGGCCAACGGAGGCCUGGAGGGAAACGUCAAGCAGAUGUGGGAAGGGAUUAGUGGAAUGGUAAAAAAGACCGCGCAAGGGGGGGAUACAGGGGUCGCAACUUUGCGAGACGUUGGGAACGUAGAACUAGAAAAGGAGUUCACUGAGGACGAGGUUGAGGCGUGUGUGAACAAGCUGAAGUGCCACAAAGCAGCAGGAGCGGAUGGGAUAGUCAACGAGUUCAUGAAGUUUGGGGGGAAGGGGAUGAUCCAGCUGAUGGUACUGCUGUACAAUUGGGUGUGGAAAAACGAGUAUACGCCAAGUAGAUGGAGGGAAGGAGUGGUUGUGAACUUGUUCAAGAAAGGAGACAAGACUGACCCAGGAAACUACAGGGGGAUCACACUGUUGAACACAGUAGGAAAAGUGUUCUGUAAGCUGUUGAACGAUAGGAUAGUGGGAGUAUUGGAGAAGGAACAUAGCAUUAGUGAGGGCCAGGCAGGUUUCCGCAAGAAGAGGGGGUGCGUAGACCACGUGUUCACGGUAGGGAGAAUCAUCCAAGGUAGAAAGAGGGCGGGAAAGCCGACGUACUGCUUCUUCCUGGACGUGAAAAAGGCAUACGACACCGUAUGGAGAAAUGGGCUGUGGGAACAAUUGUCCAAGUACGGGAUCAAGGGGAAAAUGUGGAGAGUGCUGAAGAAGAUGACAAGAGUGGAGGAACCAGUAGAACAUAGAUGGAAGUGGGGGAUCGAGGAGAUUGCAGUAGUGGACCAGUACACAUACCUUGGAGUAGAGAUCGCAAAAGACUGCUCGUGGAAUGCACACAUGUCCAAGGUAGCGGAAAAGGGCAAAUCACGAGCAGGGAAGCUGCAUCCAAUACUCGCAAACCGGCAACUCGAUACACGCAUCAAAUUGACGGUUUUGAAGAGCGUAAUCGUACCGCCGCUAGAGUACGCCGGAGAAGUAUGGGAAGGAAAUAAGAAGAGGACGUAUGGAAGGGGCUCGACAUCGACGAAGAUGAAACGCUGGAAACGGAGGGUCUACAGGGGUUCAAGGAGAAGAUAUCUGUUGCUUGUGCCGAGAGAAAAGAACAGUCUAAGGAAAGAAACCGAGGAUCAGGAGGGUCUAGAAGUGUACGAAAUGUCGGAAAGCAGGAAAGGUUUCAAGGAUUACCUACAUGGACCAAUGGAUGCAGGGACAAAGUUUGAGGUAAAAUUCAGGACCGGGGACAUAGGCCUUCGAGAACGUCGACGAAGACAUAGGAC